AUGUCGACAUCGUAUCUGAUCAUUGGCGCCAAUCGCGGUAUAGGCUUUGGGUUCGUGCGUCAGCUUGCAGUCAAAGCUGACACGAUGGUCUAUGCUUCGUAUCGCAAUGCUGCCAGAUCCUCCGGGCUCAUCAAUUUUGCAAAGACGCACAAAAAUGUCGUUCUGCUCACGCUGGACAUGACCGACGAGAGAUCGGUCAAGCAGGCAGCUGAGGAGCUCAAGGAGCACACUGCGUCCAUUGACGUCGCCAUCUUCAACGCAGGCGUGCAAGGCUUUGUCGGCGACGUGCUCGAGACGUCGCCCAGAGUCUAUCUGGAGCACUUUGAGCAAAACGUCGUCGGCCCGCUGAUCCUGACGCAAGUUUUCGCUCCCUUCUUGCUGGCCAGUACCCGUGCCCGACGCGAGCUCGUCUACCUGUCAUCUGCUGCAGGCUCGAUCGGUAGCUUGCCAGAGACCGAUGGCCUCGUCACUGCCGUGUUUGGCACCCAGUCGUACCCUUUGGGUCACUACGCAACAUCAAAGGCUGCGCUCAACAUGCUCGGUCGCGUUGUAGCGCUGAGCCUCGAGAAGAAAGGCAUCAAUGUCUUGCUGGUGCAUCCGGGAGUCGUGGCUACGGAUAUGUCGACAUUGGCUGAAGGUCAGAGCGGUGCAAUCAGUGUUGACGAAUCUGUGGAGACAAUGCUCAAAGGGAUCGCAUCCGCCGAGAUUGGCAAAGGUCAGCAGGGCAUGCUCAGUUACGAUGGCUCGGUAGUCCCGUGGUGA
Messenger RNA from Mixia osmundae IAM 14324, 762 nucleotides. RefSeq lists its product as uncharacterized. The coding region runs from base 1 to 762 and encodes 253 amino acids. Gene Ontology annotation, molecular function: oxidoreductase activity, acting on the CH-OH group of donors, NAD or NADP as acceptor. The record is from RefSeq and is a predicted model, not a curated record. NCBI's taxonomy places the organism in Eukaryota, Fungi, Basidiomycota, Mixiomycetes, Mixiales, Mixiaceae. The transcript has a single exon.